Molecule: messenger RNA, 7018 nt
Organism: Homarus americanus (American lobster)
Lineage: Eukaryota; Metazoa; Arthropoda; Malacostraca; Decapoda; Nephropidae
Gene: wnd
Product: mitogen-activated protein kinase kinase kinase 13-like
Biological process (GO): protein autophosphorylation; JNK cascade
Molecular function (GO): ATP binding; JUN kinase kinase kinase activity
Source: RefSeq, a predicted model, not a curated record
CCAGUGCACGAGUUACUCUCUCAGUGGUCGCACCGUGAUGUUGUUUUGUCGGUGAUGCCUAUAUACGCUCCUUUAUAUGUUGCUCUGGGAUUAGAGUGAAAAAUAUUGCUACUUCAUUGGUGAUAUAAGGAUUGUCGCUGUGGAUGUAAUAUAAUAAUAACGUUGACCGUACACGAUGGAUAUAAAGGACACACCUUAACCAAACCAGACACACGACAAGGAAGACGUGUUCUCUACCAGUAUAAUUUCAUGCAGCACGGACCGAGAUGAGAUGGAUUUCCGUAAGAGUAUGCUGCGGAUGGAAGAGGAACUCCACAACUUGCAGCUCCAUUCCCAGCGGUCAACACCUAUGGAACCACCCCAACGACUCCAGCAGGAAGAGGGCUGUGAGGACACCAGUCCUGACUCACCGACAGGUGUCCAGGUCAGAUAUAGGGACGGUCAGAGGGUCAACUGGUUCGAGGGCAUCAUUGGCUGCCUGAGGCCAGUGUGGACCAUCAUCGGCAAGGCGGCACUCAGCGAGAAGCAGGCACAGACUGAUAACUGGGAGAUUCCUUUUGAGGAAGUGUCCAACCUGCAGUGGCUUGGCUCUGGUGCACAGGGCGCAGUGUUCCGUGGCCAGCUGAAAGGAACCUGGGUAGCCAUCAAGAAGGUGCGCGAACAGAAGGAAACAGACAUAACACACCUAAGGAAACUAAAUCAUCCCAACAUUGUACAGUUCAUGGGAGUAUGUACAGCUGCCCCCUGCUACUGCAUUGUGAUGGAGUAUUGCCCCUAUGGUCCACUCUACAAUCUCCUCAAAGAUGGACGUGACAUCCCUCCAGAGAGAGUUGCUAACUGGGCCAAGGAGAUUGCUUCAGGAAUGAACUACUUACAUCAGCACAAGAUCAUUCACAGGGAUCUCAAAAGCCCCAAUGUACUCAUUGGAAGUAACCAAGAGGUUAAAAUAAGUGAUUUUGGAACAUGCCGAGAGUGGAAUGAUGUCAGCACAAGAAUGAGUUUUGCUGGAACAUUGGCAUGGAUGGCACCGGAAGUUAUUCGAAAUGAACCUUGUAAUGAAAAAGUUGACAUUUGGUCUUUUGGUGUAGUGUUAUGGGAGCUGUUGACUUGUGAGAUUCCUUACCGGGAUGUGGACAACUCAGCCAUCAUCUACGGUGUGGGGUCCAACUCUCUACAUCUCCCCAUCCCCACCACUUGCCCUGAUGGCUUCAGAUUAAUUGUUCAGAUGUGCUGGAACAGUAAACCCAGAAACAGACCAUCUUUUAAGUACAUCUUAAUGCAUCUUGAUAUUGCAGCAGUAGAGAUUCGCAGUACACCUCCAGAAACAUAUUUUAAAACUCAGAUGUCGUGGAAAGCAGAAAUUAGGCAACAGAUGGCGUCAAUGAAUUCUCGAGGGUCACACAUUCCGCGUAUUGAAGAGGACUUAGUAAAACGGCGUCACGAUGAACUCAAGCACGCACAGGAUAUCCGUGAACACUGGGAACGGAAGCUGGUAAUUGCUAACGAUUUAUAUCUCGAAUUAUCGGCAGCAAUGUUACAACUUGAACAACGGGAAAAGGAAUUACUGAAGCGGGAACACGCUAAUCAGAUCCACAAAGGUAAACGAAGGAUAGUACGACCAUUGAUUAAGGCCCAAGAGCGUCUCCAGGCACGUAAAGGAAGUCAGCUUACCUCCUCUAACCCAACUAGUCCAGAGGCUCUACCUGGUGUACCCUCUCCUUCCAAGUUAUCGUCGAAUCGAUCGAAAAAACCCUUGUACACAGAAAUAGGAACAAAUAACUUACCACUUUCCACAACUCGCCCAGUCUCCCUCCAAGUUUCUCAAAAUCAUACCAAAAUAUCAUCUCCAUCUCAAACUGGAGGAUUAGCAACAGAGUCAGGUCAACAAGAACCUGACUUUGUUCGUGGAGGAUCGGGGUCAAGUCGACGGCGUUCCCGUCAUCAGCGCAACAAGAGUCAUGGGGGUGUUGUUGCAUAUGUAAGCUCUGCAACUAGUCCCAAGCAUUGUGUUGUGCCAGACAGAAGGGGUUACAGUUUAAGUCCAAGUCAAGAAAGAGUUCCUAUACUGGUAGACUCAGGAACCCAGACAGACCACAUGGACAUGAGUGAAACAGAUACAUCUCCUGUAAAGACUCCAGGGCCAAACAAACCCUCCACCCUUCCUCUUCAACAGGAAGAGACUGAUACAAGUGGAGGUAGUAACCCGCCCUGUGGCCACACUGCUCUUGAAACCAGUCCUAAUGGCAACACAAUCCCAGAACAGAGUCCGUGUUGUGAGCACUGCCCCAGACAACAGUAUCGACGCUUCAUUUCAACAGACUCCAAUGAUUCUAACAAAAACUUCCCAAUAGCUGAUCCGGUUGUAGCUAGACUCAGUGAGGGCCGACAAGAAUUCACUAUUGAGGAAACUCUUAAAAUUCUUAACAACAAUGAGGAUGAUGUAGAUAUUCUUCACCAGCUUGGUGAUAAGUGGGAUGCAAUUGAAAGAGUCCUUGCAGAUAAAAAAGCCUUACCAAAUGGUUACAGAGUCAGACAUGGACCUCUAAUGAGAUUUGAUCAGCCUAUUCCAGAAAAUGAGUUUUCUGAAUCAACACCGAUGGAUAUUAAGCAACCAAAGUUAGAGGGGAUGUCACAGAGCCAGUCCUCAAAUACCACAAAUGAAGCAGAUGAAGAGGAGAGACACUCCAGUAUUGAUCAAGACAUUCUUAACCGAAAUUCUGACAUGGUUGCCUCCAGUGAACUAGACUCUAGUCAUGAUUCUGUUGGUCAUGAAGUUUCUGCAUCAGAAGAAGAAGAAGAUGACGAUGACUGUGAUGAUGGGUCACUAGAUGGCAAUUAUCAAGUCAUAAAGCGAAGAUGUUUCAUGCGUCGUCCCGUACCAAGAAGUAAGAACCAUCGUCCUGUGUGUAUGACACGAUCUACACAGAGUACACAGAGUAGUGAGGGAGGCGUGUCAGAAGAUGAGCCAGGGCCUUCUGUCAGAGGAGUGUAUUAUGGCCGAAGAGCAAUAAUUCAUGAAGGAGUUGGCCGCUAUCCAUCUAGGCUAAUGAAUGGUGCAGGUCCAUCCCACGACAGUGAUACCUCGGACUCCGAAGAGGACGGAGAUGCCAUCAGUGUGAAGGCAGUAGCUCCUGUGAUUCUACCAGACAACACCUGCGUUGGGGCAGGAAACAGCCCUAACCCUAAUAUAGAGUCAGUGGGACAAAGUUCUCCUCGUGACUGGUGAAUACAUAAUUAUACGUGAGAUACAGUAUAUAAUCUCUGAAAGUUUUAGUGGAUCGAAAAUGAUGGUGUGUUCAUGGAGUUAUACUCUGACAUAGCGGUUAACAAGAUCUUUAAUAUUUGAAUUUGAAUAUUCCUAUACCAUAAAAUCAAUAUUGAGAACUACUCAGUAAUAUAAGUAGUGAGCAUCAUAUGCAUAACAACAACUUGUGGCUACCAGAAUAUUUUAUGUGUACAGUACUCUGAAUAUUCAAGUGACCAUCAAGAAUCCCUGUACGUAUAAGAUUACAAGACAGUUUUGUUUGGAAGCGUUUUCCUUUUGCAUGCAAGAACCUCUUAUGAUAUUAACCAGACUAUCUCCAGAUGUGACACCUCUGAGUGUUCCCAGAUAAUAUGAAAUGUUCAAUUCUUACAUAUGUAAUAUCUCUUACUGUUCAGGAACUAAGGGAAUAUCAGAAAACGCACAUACCUCCUUGUUCCUCAGACAACCUGAUGAGCACAGUUGCACAACUUAUAUAUGGAUGGCUGAUGAAGCAUUCUGUUCAUAAUCAGACAGGAUUGUGAAGUAAAAUUCAACCAUUAAAGAUACUGUAUUCACAAUGAGAACUUACAUCAAGUUCUGAAAACUUUUAAAAUACGUAUAAGAUCUUGCAAUUGUGGCCAUUGACAGAUGUUAUUGUUCUCCAGAUAAUAUCUUAUGAUUUAUGUGCUGUAUUUUAUUUAGUUAUGCAUUCCAUAUGAAAAUUUACUGUUAAUGUGCUCAAUAAAUUUCUUUCUUAAUGUUGAUCUUUAUUGUUAUUUGUAUAUUAUAAGUAUAUAAGACAUACACUUUCUUUCAUGGUGAAACCAAACAUUCCAUUAUGUUGAUAGUUGGCAUUUGUACAUUAUUGUAAUUUAAAAAGCUUAUUAUGGUUGUGUAUGUGACUAAUGGUGCAGUCAUUUGUUAAGUUUACAACUAGCAAUUUGGUUGUGUUUUGUCCUGAACUUGUAUUCUCUAGUCUGGAGUGCAUAAUCUCAAAUUCUGAAACGUUACUUGAACUGGUAAAAGUAAACAUUAUGGCUUGUAGGUUAUUGGGUAACCAGAACUGCUAGUAUAUGAUGAAGGCAACUAUUGUCAGUGGUCAGUGCUGACACUGUAUUUAUUAUUCAUAAUACCUCCAAUUUUAACAUUGUAAAUACCAUCCCAAGUACAUUCUUUUCUUAUCAUUCAUAGUACAGUACCUACUGGAAGGGACUAACUUCUCACUAUACAUAGGUGUUCACUCCAGUGUUGUCUUUGCAUCAAAUAAUGUUUCAGGAUUCGGGCAUAACCUCAAAAUGUUCAUACCCCUGUAGGUUCAUUAUCAAGGAACUGAUAAAGAUUAAUGAGAUACCACUCACUUUUAUAGUGUUUAAUGGGGUUGCGGGAGAGCCUACACCUGGAGUGGUCGGUCCAUCUUAGUCUGUAUUAAUGAUAAACGAUGGUGACUUUUAAGAAGAAAAAGAAAUGGAAUACUCUGUACAAUUAAAAACAAAUCUAUGAUGAAAAUUAAUCGAAUUACUGUAUGGGUAAUGCUGGUCAUGCCGAUAAAUAUUGUUUUGUGUUGAUCAUUAAUGGUAGGAAAAAAUGCAAUCAAAGAUAGUAAGACUUUCAGUAUAUAUUAUUGUGGCAAAGAGGGUUCAUGAGGAGCAUUUGAGCAUCUCAUCAAGUAUUGUGCUUGGACAUCUGUUGUUUAUGAGGGGAUUAUUCGCACAAAUCAUUGGGCGAGUAAACAAGGUGGCUGCUUUAUUUUCAGGCUCACUUUGGCAGCUGAAUGAAACAAAUGUGACAUUUAUUGUUUCCAUAAUAAAGUCACAUUGGGGAGAACAUAUGUCCAAAAGAUUUGUCAUUGUUUUGAUGAUGAAAUUGAAUGUACAAACAACUUAUGUUCAAAAUUUGCUGUGUGGAAAUAUAUUAUGAGCUGGUGUCCGAUAUCUGCAUUUUUAAGGUGAUUUCUGCUGAACUAAAGUUAUGACGUGUCACUUUAAUAUACUGAUUUUUGUCAGUGAUCAUUGUUUGGUUGCAUGAGAUCUGCUGUGUACCUGUGUAAGAUACUGAGGUUCUGAACAGUUUUGCUGUGGAUGAGGCGUCCAGGUUAAGCAGCUCCGAUAGGGGUGGUAACUCUGAAUUGUCUAUCUGACUCUUGGAUCCAUAUUCCCCAUACUCCCAUGGUAUUUUUGUAACUUGGUCUUAGAGUGUACAGUACACUAUUACAUCAGUUGAAGCAGCUAGUGCAAGUUCUCUGGGCAGUACACACAGUUAUUAUGACAACAAAUAAAUUCUAAUAGUGAUCAUUACAGGAUAGUCAGACAGCAGUUUUAUGUUAUCCUCCCUAUGCUGAGCCCAGAUAGGUCAUGUGUAGAUAUAUUUGUGGGCUGUAUGGUCAGCAGAGUAGAUGAAUGCAUCUCCUAUAGGAGUUUUAUUAUGUGAAUGGCAGUAAAUAUAACUCUUAUUUAAAUAAUGAAUUAAACUAAUUAAUGUGUGCGCACAGUUACCUUGACAUACUCUGCAGUAAAGGAUCUUUUUGUAUCAGUUAUGGAAAAUUAACAGUUAAAUUUUUUUUAGCAUACUUGAAGAAGUGGUUCAUAUGAGUUACAGAUUUUAAAUGGAACAGGAUUAAGUUAGGUAACUUAGGAGCUGAUAAAAUUUGGAUGGAAGGACUUUGUUCCGGUUUUAAAUUGCUUAUGUAAAUUUACUGGAUGGUGAUAGACCAAAAACUAUAAUUAUGGAUGGUCCAACUGGAGUAAAUUAUACAAACUGUACCAGUUUUAAAAUUCUAUUAUUGUACAUAUUAUGUAAAUUUUAGAGUGUGAGUAGGUUUGGAUAUACCCUGUAUAUAUUGUAUUCCAGAUAUUUUCGUCUCCUGUUCAUAGCUAAUUAUGUAUAGCACUGUGUUUAUUAAGCUUCAUUACAUUAUCUCCUUUUCCACAUUAUAGGGAUUAUGAAUCAUCUGUACUGUAUAUUCAUCUUUCCCUAAAGUCAGUUCUGGAAAACUUCUGAUCAGGUUGCCUAUCAGUUCACUACCACUGGAAGGCAGGUUUAUUAUGGAAUGUGAGAAAUUUCUAUGGUAAAUUACAAGUCAUAUUGAUUCUAUAAUUGUUUAUUUAUUGAAUUCUACACUGCUGUUGUUUUCCCAUUCAUUAAAAUAUCCUAAAUGUAAUGGUGCCAAAUUCAGUUUGAGUUGGCAGCAGUGAAUUUCAUUACUAUUUGUAUAAUUUAUAUAGAAUCAUGUCAGUGUCUCAUUACUCUGUUCUCCCUCCUUCACAUAUCUCAGUUUUCUAAAAGGGUACAAUGAAAGUGACUUAACAAGAUAUACAUUUCUUUGGCUUUGGUAUGUCUUUCUCUUGUUUUGUUCCUCCACCCUCCCCAGUUCCUCUUUAAGUUAUAACCCAUACACACCUUGGUAUUCACCCCCUCUUCACAGUCUUACAGGUUAUCUUUUGACAUACCCUCAUAAUCAUUUUCCUCCCCAAGUCCUCAUCACCCAUCCUUCACAUGACCCUUCAUUCAUCAUCCCCCUGGCAUCAUCCUCUCACAUACCACUCUUUAGUUAGGGCUGUUGUUUAUUUUUCUUUCCCUUCAGUACUCAAACCUCUCCCAUGAUUCUCUACCAUCUCUCUCUCUCUCUAGCAAGCUUUCUUUUACUCUCUCUCCUCACAGUUGCCCUCGUUCUCUUUCCCAUCAUUCUUUCAACCUCAGUAUCUCAGAAUUACCAUGCCAGGGCAUGUGUAUGCCCUGGGUAAAUACUCUACCUUCAAAAUAAAUGUGAAAUACAAA